This is a messenger RNA of Caenorhabditis remanei, 999 nucleotides long. RefSeq lists its product as uncharacterized. Gene Ontology annotation, molecular function: protein binding. NCBI's taxonomy places the organism in Eukaryota, Metazoa, Nematoda, Chromadorea, Rhabditida, Rhabditidae. The record is from RefSeq and is a predicted model, not a curated record. The transcript has 2 exons. The coding region runs from base 1 to 999 and encodes 332 amino acids.
AUGACGACUCCGUUCCCUCUCUUACGUCUUCCAAGACUUGCAUUGAUUCCAGUUUUUGAGCACAUGAAGCCGAUUGAAAUAAUUGCGUUCUCUCUUCUCUCCAAUAAAGCAGAAAACCUGGUAAAAAUGUUAUGCAAAAUAACUGCCGGUUCUAUCGAUGUGGUUGUUAGGAGUCGUUAUCCUCGUAUCACAAUUAAUUUAGGAGAUGGCACAUUAGUGGAGCUCAGUUUGUACACGGAGAGAGGGCCAGAUGUGGGCAACAAGAUGAUUCAAAACAAAACGAUUUCAUGUGAAAAGGGGUCUCUCACUGUCGCGAAAUUGGUUGAGCGAAUUGCUAGCGUUACUAGUUGUGAAUCGCUUGAAUAUGUGGAACUCAGGGGACCUCUACAACUAGAAGUGUGCAAUACUCUCACUCAACUGACAGAACUCGGGACAUUAGCCGUCAUGGACGACUGUUCGGAUAGUUUCGCAAAGAAAGCUUUUGAAAUUGUCUCAACAGUUGCCACGGAGAUUACAUUGUACCGAAUUCCGUUCGAGACCAGACAUGAAUUUCAGAAUUUCUUGAAGAGCAAUUUGAACUCUUUGUAUUUUUACAGUUGUUUCUCGAAGUUCACUCUUGAUGACCUUCUAGUCACAAACGCACUCAAACUGAAAUUGAGACAAGUCAAGUUGAGUGCCAGAGUUAUCAGCCAAUUUCUUACAAAUUGGUUUCACAGCAAAUGCGACUCUCGACUAGAACAUCUAACAUUGCGCAUAUCUGAUGUUUUCAAUGAAACGAGAAUUCCGGAAGUACUGAACGCUGUUCCAUUUCCAAGAAACCGAGAGAGAACGUUCCGUUAUUCAAAAAAGCUAGACACUUUAUCAGAAUCGUUUCGUGGAGGAUAUGAUAUCAAAAGAACAGAUGGGAAGAAAGCCACAAUUGUAUUUGGAGCCUUUUACGGAGGGACGUUGUUUGAUUUUUACGUUUGGCCGUGUUACUCUGUUUUUCGCUUUGUAUAA